AUGAAUACUGCAUCCGCAUCUGGUAAUUAUAUGACUGCUGCAUGGACUGCAGUUCCUCAAUUUCUACUCUCACCUUCGAAACAAUGGCACAUGUUAUCAGAUUGCUUGACGUGUUGUUGUCCAUGCAUAGCCUUUGGAAGAAUUGCGGAGAUUGUUGAAAAAGGAAGAUGGUAUGGCAAUUUGGAGGGGCAAAAUCGGGAAGUGACAAUGGCUUCACUUAUGGAAAAUGGCAUGAAAAGAUAG
This is a messenger RNA of Pistacia vera, 243 nucleotides long. RefSeq lists its product as uncharacterized. NCBI's taxonomy places the organism in Eukaryota, Viridiplantae, Streptophyta, Magnoliopsida, Sapindales, Anacardiaceae. The transcript has 3 exons. The record is from RefSeq and is a predicted model, not a curated record. The coding region runs from base 1 to 243 and encodes 80 amino acids.